UAUUUAUUUUUUUUACAUAUAUAAAUAUAUUUUCUUGUGUUUUUGUUUUGCUUUCUUUUUUUUCUAUUCUUAUUAUUCAAUACACACGGGACACUCUCACAGUAAUGAUUUUCUCGUUAAGGGUAUCGUUGUUGAGGAAUCUGAGGAGUUGUGGGUGUGAAAAAGCGGCAGUUAUAACAUUAGAAAAACAUCAACAAGACCAAGAAAAACAAACGCAAACGCACACGAGUGUGCGCGAGAGAAAAAAAGAAGAGUGUUUAUUUUGAUUGAUGUGAUCAUCAAAAAAACAAACGGCUCUUUUCUGGCUUUUAUUCAUUAUUUAUCAUCUUUUUCUCUCUAUAUUUGGUUCCUUGAGGGAGAAGAGGGUGGCGGGUUUGGUUGAUUUUGUUCAGGCGGUUUCUUUUCUUUUUUAUUUUUUUUACAAUCUCUUUUUCCUUGUUUCACUUGGGCUUUUCUUUUUUGUAUCGUUUCUUUUGGUGCUAUAUUGUAUAUCAUGUCUCAACAAAGGCAAUUUCAGAUGGUGGGUGGCAGCAAUCUUGGCCAGUACAAUGACACAACUUUUACCAAAAUCUUUGUUGGAGGUUUGGCUUGGGAGACACAAAGAGAUACUAUGAGGCGUUAUUUUGAGCAGUUUGGUGAGAUCCUUGAGGCUGUUGUUAUUACAGAUAAGAAUACUGGGAGAUCCAAGGGCUAUGGCUUUGUUACAUUUAAGGAUCCAGAUUCAGCCAUGAGAGCUUGUCAAAACCCAUCUCCAGUUAUUGAUGGAAGAAGGGCAAACUGCAAUCUUGCAUCACUUGGUGCACACAAGACUCGUCCACCAACUCCUCAACAUGGCACAGGACGGUUUAGAUCAGCACAUGGACUGGUGGCUCCACCUGCUUAUCAUGGUUCUUCUUCUUCAUAUAUUCAUCAACCCACUGGACAAUACACAUUUCCUUAUUCAGCUUAUGGGUACGCCGGAUAUUCACAGGACACAGUUUAUCCUUUGAAUUAUUAUGGGGUAUAUGGAGGUCAACAACUUUCACCUUAUUACUCUACUGGGGCAUCAGGAACUCCGGGAAUGUUCCAUAAUUUCUACCCAUUCUAUACACAAUAUCCACACAAUAGUCAAGCUCAUGGUUUUGGUGUUCAGUAUCCUCAAAUGGUACAAUACCCAUAUUUACCUCACCAUUAUGGCUCUACAGGAAUUUUAUCACUUCCUUCUUCAAUGGGAAUGGCUACUUCUACCACAGGUGCUACAACAAUGACUACAUCUCCAACGACUACGACAGUGGCUACAACCACAGCAACAACAGGGGUAGUAGGAGCAGGACCAGGUGCUUUGCAAGCCUCUGGAAUGGCUUCAGAACAGAAUUCAUCAACCUAAUAAGCAUGGAAAAAAUUUGUUCUUUGUCUUCUUACAAGACUAACAAAUAUCAACAAAAUGGCGAAAUGGGUCAAGAGAAAAAAUGGAGGAAAUGAAUAAGGGAAAAGAAAAACAUUGGUUCAAGAAAAGAAUGCCUGAAAUCAGCUAGCAUUAAGCAUAACAAAAACAGAGGAAAUUCAAGAAUUGAUUCAGCAUGAGACUUGUUUAAUCAUGGAAACAGGCAUUUUUUAGAUGCAAAGCUCACUCCAUUAACUGUCUUCAAUUAAUUCCUCCAUUCGGGCCCCAAUAUUUUUCAACUUCAUCAUUAUACAUGUUUCGUUAAUUAGGAGACUACGGAGUCAAAGUAGUUGUUAGCAUUAGGAGAAGAAAUCAUAUUCAUUUCAUGUAUUAGCAUAAGGUGGAAACCAAUAUUGGCUUUGGAUUCUACCUCAGAUACUAAUCACCAGAUGAUUUUAUUAUGUUUUGGGACGCAGAAAGCAUCCAAUGACAUAGUCCUGUUUAUAUUUGGAAGUAAUUGGGUUGCAAGAUUGAUUUUAUAUCUUUAAACCCAAAAUUUGGUCGGAAGACGAAAGGUGAGCUAGGGGGUAGCUCAGCCAUUAACUUGUAAUUUUUUCGUUUGUUGAUUAUUUAUGAUUGAUACUUUCUUCUUUUUAUUAUUGUUAUUUUUAAUGAUAGGAUUAGAACAUUAGAUGGGGGAAGAAAGAAAAACGGUGUCUCCAUCUCUCUUUUUUCUUUAUUUCCUGUAACAGAUAAUCAUCAUCUCUUUCUCAUCUUUCA
This is a messenger RNA of Jatropha curcas, 2143 nucleotides long. The record is from RefSeq and is a predicted model, not a curated record. NCBI's taxonomy places the organism in Eukaryota, Viridiplantae, Streptophyta, Magnoliopsida, Malpighiales, Euphorbiaceae.